Sinocyclocheilus grahami is the source of this 745-nucleotide messenger RNA. RefSeq names its product ras-related protein Rab-9B-like. The coding region runs from base 94 to 702 and encodes 202 amino acids. NCBI's taxonomy places the organism in Eukaryota, Metazoa, Chordata, Actinopteri, Cypriniformes, Cyprinidae. Gene Ontology annotation, molecular function: GTPase activity; GTP binding. The record is from RefSeq and is a predicted model, not a curated record. Gene Ontology annotation, biological process: retrograde transport, endosome to Golgi. The transcript has 2 exons. Gene Ontology annotation, cellular component: phagocytic vesicle; late endosome; lysosome.
UCGCUGUCAUACACGCAGCGCGAGAAAUCUCAGCAGCACUGCUCGCGGUACAAUAUGAGGCUGCAGUGAAGACGUGUGGCACCGGGGGCAGUUAUGAGUGGGAAGAGCCUCUUGUUGAAGGUCGUUCUCCUGGGGGACGGCGGCGUGGGCAAAAGCUCCCUGAUGAACCGCUACGUGACCGACCGCUUCGACUCGCAGUCCUUCCACACCAUCGGUGUGGAGUUCCUCAACCGCGACCUGGAGAUCGACGGUCGGCUGGUCACCCUGCAGAUCUGGGACACGGCGGGCCAGGAGCGCUUCAAGAGCCUGCGCACGCCCUUCUACCGCGGGGCGGACUGCUGCCUGCUCACCUUCGCCGUGGACGACCUGCAGAGCUUCCAGAACCUGGGCUGCUGGAAGAAGGAGUUCAUGUAUUACUCAGACGUACAAGACCCGGAGCACUUCCCCUUUGUGGUGCUGGGAAACAAGGUGGACAAGGAGAAGCGGGAGGUCGGCGAGGAUGAGGCCCGGGCUUGGUGUGAGGAAAACGGCUGCUGUCCGUACUUCGAGACCAGCGCCAAGGACGACACGAACGUGGGGGCCGCUUUCGAGGCUGCUGUCCGGGAAGUUCUGGCCAGCGAGGACCCCAUCGACCACACCCUGCUGAGCGGCUCCAUCGAUCUCCACGGAAAUCGUAAAGUGGCUCGCUCGUCCUGCUGUUGAGGUGCCUCUAAUGAUGCGUUCAAGUCAUGUCGGAUAGAUCGUA